This is a messenger RNA of Neltuma alba, 1074 nucleotides long. RefSeq names its product phosphopantothenoylcysteine decarboxylase subunit VHS3-like. The transcript has 3 exons. The coding region runs from base 146 to 676 and encodes 176 amino acids. NCBI's taxonomy places the organism in Eukaryota, Viridiplantae, Streptophyta, Magnoliopsida, Fabales, Fabaceae. The record is from RefSeq and is a predicted model, not a curated record.
CUCUUUCGCUUUCUCUCUCCCCACUGCCAGACCUGUUCGGGUCAUCACUGCCUCUCACUGCAACAUUGGUCUUCUUCCCCUCUGGUUUAGGGCUCAAUUUCACAGCUUUUUCUUCCCCAGCCUCUUCCAAUCUUGGUUUUCGAGAAUGGAGGCUUCUGCUCUUAGCUUCGUAGAGAAGAGGAUUUGGAUAGGCUCUCUUAUGGAGGCUCUGGCGGUGGAGACUGUUCUUGCUGCUGGGAAAUGCCUCGUUUGGCUUCUGAAAGUGACUGAAUCUCUGUUGACUGAUGUCAAUCAUUCAGUGCCACCAAAGUUCACUCAAAUGGAUGGAAGGUUUCCUUUAGAUGAACUCGUGAGGGGAAAAUGUGGUUUCAUAGAAUGCAAGGAUGGUAGUGAUGAAGAUGAUGAUGAAGAUGACCAAGAUGAAGAAGAUGCAAAUGAUCAAGAUGAUGAUGAUGAUGCAGGAGAUGAGGACUUUUCAGGUGGUGAGGAAGAAGCAGAUCCUGAGGCCAAUGGUGCAGGAGGAAGUGAUGAUGGGGAUGAGGAUGAUGAUGAAGAUGGAGACGAAGAUGAUGAGGAGGACGGGGAAGAUGAUGAUGAGGAAGAAGAGGAAGAGGAAGAAGAAGAAGAGGAUGAUGAGGAGGAGGUACCCCAGCCACCUGCUAAGAAAAGAAAGUGAGAAAUUGAGAAUUAUAGUAGUAGGUAACAUUGUUUUCUUCUCAUCCCCCUGUAAUGUUCUCUCAGUCAUGCUUAGUUCUUAGGACAGUUCUCUUAUCUUCCUUCUGGAUGGACCUGUUGUUUUACCUUGUGUUGGAGAUCAUAACAUCAUAACGAAUGUAUUCUCAUUUGUGAUUUUCAUAGCUGGGCAUGAGCAGACAAGGUUUGGUGACACAUUCUUAGCGUCUAUUCAAUGAAAUGGGUUAUGUUCUCACUGGCCAGGCUUUUAACAAAUAGCUCAAACCUUUACCAUCUGUACCCAAUAGUUCCCCGUUGACAUUUGUAAAAGCCAGUUCUCUCCUAUUUCCUCUCUAUCAGGCGAUGCGGAAUUUCUUAGUUAUCACAUCUCCACUUUCAUCA